Molecule: messenger RNA, 2172 nt
Organism: Tribolium castaneum (red flour beetle)
Lineage: Eukaryota; Metazoa; Arthropoda; Insecta; Coleoptera; Tenebrionidae
Exons: 11
Coding region: 139-1455 (438 amino acids)
Source: RefSeq, a predicted model, not a curated record
GCGAUCGACGCGGGGGCGGCAGCGUCGCGACGCUCCACUUUGAAUCCGUGUGUGGUCCUGUGCAGUUGUCCGCGAUCCUGCAGGAUUCGUACGUUUAGGCGCGUGCUUUGCAACAGCUGUGACACUUUGGACUGCGGCAUGGCUGUGAUUGUAAUUCUGGCUCUGUUUUUAACGGUGGCAUCCCGACAAAGUUUCGUAGAUACGGCUCCUUUGAACGAAGGAACGCCGGGAGAUUCCCCUUCAUCGCAGGAUACGAGCGUGCGAGAGCUUGAAAGUCUUAAACAUUCAAUAGGCAAAACUUUGGAAAUGAUAAAAAGCCAGUCGGCGGUGUACACGAAUAACAACGGGCAAAAACAAGCCCACGCUGAGAGGAAAGAGCAAGUAAAUGAAAAUGGGAAGUUAGUAUCGAAAAUUGAUCAGCACAUCGACAUGGAAGGGAAGGACUCGGCGAGGCCUCAAGGUAAAAUACAGACUGAGAUUGACGUGCCGGCGAAAGGAAUUCACAAAAGUGUCGUCCAACAACUACCAGAAUAUCAAACGUUGACAGAAAAUGGAAACAGACGCUCUGAGAGCCUUUCAGAGCCUGGGAAUGGCAUAGACAAGUUUAACGCCUUCUCAGGCAUACAAUACUCCCCCCUCGAUAUGGCCGAGUAUGUGUUCUGGACAGGCGACGAGAAAGGCGUUACUCUCGCCAUCGAAGAAUUCCUACAAGAGGGUUUGAUGACUCGAGAAGAAGCCAUUUCGUUCCUCCAAGAAAUCAAAUAUAACUUGGACUAUCUCAAGAACCAUUACACUCAACUUGGCCUAAAUGCCAAGGAACGCUCCAGAACUCAGGACACGCAAUUAAAAUAUUCCGACAAACCGGAAUUGAAGAGCUCGUUCGACUUAAACCUACUGAGACAGGAAGCCACGAAAAAAAGAGAACCAGAAGUACCACACUCGAUUCCCAUGAUGAAAUCAAACGAAGGUGACAAGAGUCAAGACGAAGACUACGACGAGCUCCUCGAGCGUCUCCGAGUCGCCGACUUCCUAUACACCGAGUACUCAUUAGAAGAGGUCAUCUAUCAGCUCGCUAAAGUCAUGUUUACACAGUCUCUCACGCGGGGAAGUGCCGAGGCUCAACAGGCACUCCAGAAAUUCACCAACUUUCUUGAAAUCGAGGCCGAACAAGGGCACAUUUCCAGGACCCUCGAAAAGAAAGUUCUAGACGUGCUGAUUGCUUCUUUGUCAGACACACUCACGGAACAUCCGGAACUUCUCUCGGCGGCUAGAGAAAGUUUAGGAGCGACGGCCACUAAUGCAGAUGGACAGCAUUUCCUGAGACAAAUCCUCGAAAUUAGUCCGGACGAUAAAGCUGCAGUUAGAGCUUACAAAGGACAAGCGGAACGGAAUAUUCCGGUGCAGAAAAUCACCAACCAUGUUCCCCUAGGGCUCGGCAAAUACAAAAACCCAUAAAUAUAUCUAUGAUAAUCUACUUAAUAAAGUGUACCUAUAUAUGUUUCAAUGUAAGCCGUUUUUGUCUAUGUCGUAUGGCCCAAACUAAAUACAAUCAAAUUUUUUGUAAGUCUUGCUUAGAAUCAAACGAGACAGGGUUGGUGCAAAUGUUUUAUUUUACCCGAUUUUCGCCAUAUGGCAUAAACAAAAGCCGAUUCAAUUCAAAUAUUUUAAUAAGCUCAUACCAAUACAGUACAACUAAUGGAAUUUGUAUUGAGAUUGUGGCGUCACUGCAAUUUUAAUUGAUAGUUCCUAUCGACGUACCUUUAAUAGUCAUUUAAUUUCCACAAAAAUAAAUCUUGUAAAUGUGUUUAAAAUUAAAAUUGCAGUCGUUUCGACGAAACAAUUUUCUUUCGCUGCUUUUGUUCUCGCUCACCACUUCAAUCGUAUGCAACCAACAGUUCCGAUUCUUUAAAAUCGUCUUCUGUGAAAGAAAAGUCUGGGAUAUAGUGACUAUAAACUAGUAGGUAAAACGGAAUGAAAGUCGAGCAUGUGAACAUCAUAAUCAAAUUUUUUCACAAAAAGAACUGGACCAACAAACACUGUAAUAACUUUGUUUUCUUUUGGCUCUUUUAGGGUGAAAGGUAGUAGGAGGGAUGGAUGUAGUGGCUGGCUACAUAAUGUUAGAUUGUACAUAGAAUUACUGUAAGAACAAAAAUAAAGACUAUAUACUGAAAA